Exophiala mesophila is the source of this 1650-nucleotide messenger RNA. RefSeq lists its product as uncharacterized. Lineage: Eukaryota; Fungi; Ascomycota; Eurotiomycetes; Chaetothyriales; Herpotrichiellaceae. The transcript is spliced from 4 exons. Bases 190 to 1389 code for a protein of 399 amino acids. Gene Ontology annotation, biological process: proteolysis. Gene Ontology annotation, molecular function: aspartic-type endopeptidase activity. Gene Ontology annotation, cellular component: fungal-type vacuole. The record is from RefSeq and is a predicted model, not a curated record.
AUCCUCCGACUCUCCUAAGCCACUCUUCUUGUCUGGCUAGGACUCGUCAUUUCCUCCGUUGUCUUCAUCAACAUCCUCCCAUCCCUCCUUCAUCUCUUAUCAUCCCAUCAGCAAUCACAAUCCCGUAUUGUACUUCCGCAGUGGUCUAUCCUUGAGUUCUUUUGGCGAUAGCAUCCACUCGUCUUGAAGAUGAGAAGUGACUUCAUCGUCGCAGCAGCAGCGCUGCUUGGAGCCGCCGAUGCCGGAAUUCAUCGUAUGAAGCUCCAAAAGGUGCCUUUGGAAGACCAGCUUAGUGCUGCCAACAUUGGCGAUCAUCUCAACGCCCUUCGCCACAAAUACAGUCAGAAGGUGAUCGGAGGUCCAGCUGAGGACAUCUUCAGGCAUACCUCGAUUGAUCUGGAGAAAGGACCUCAUAAUGUUCCAGUCGAGAACUUUUUGAAUGCGCAGUACUUUAGUACCAUCGCCCUUGGCACCCCUCCCCAGGAGUUCAAGGUGGUUCUUGACACUGGCAGCUCCAACCUUUGGGUCCCUAGCACCGAGUGCGGAUCGAUCGCCUGCUACCUCCACCAGAAGUACGAUUCCUCUGCAUCGUCAACUUUCAAAAAGAAUGGAUCAGAAUUUGGCAUUCGGUAUGGCUCUGGCGAGGUCGCAGGCUUCAUCUCCCAAGAUGUCCUGCGGAUCGGCGACUUGACCAUCAAAGAUCAACUCUUUGGAGAAACCACCAGCGAGCCUGGCCUUGCCUUUGCCUUUGGCCGAUUUGAUGGAAUUCUGGGAUUGGGUUACGAUUCUAUUGCCGUCAAUCACAUUCCUCCUCCAUUCUACAAUAUGGUUGAUCAGAAGCUGAUUGAUGAGCCCGUCUUCGCUUUCUACCUUGGAAACACCGAUGAUGGAACCGAGUCGGAAGCCACAUUUGGAGGCGUUGAUGAGAGCCACUACACAGGAAAGCUCAUCAAGAUUCCAUUGCGACGAAAGGCGUACUGGGAAGUCAACCUUGACUCCAUCACCUUUGGAAAGGAGACCGCAGAUCUCGACAACACCGGCGUGAUUCUUGACACCGGUACUUCCCUCAUCGCUCUCCCUUCUACCUUGGCAGAACUGCUCAACCAGGAGAUUGGUGCAAAGAAGGGCUUCAACGGACAAUACACAGUGGAAUGUGACAAGCGUGACUCUCUACCAGAUGUCAGCUUUGAGCUCAGCGGAUACAAGUUCGACAUCACCGCCUACGACUACAUCUUGGAGGUCCAGGGCUCCUGCAUUUCAAGCUUUAUGGGCAUGGAUUUCCCAGCCCCCACUGGACCCUUGGCCAUUCUCGGUGACAGCUUCCUCCGAAAAUGGUACAGUGUAUAUGAUCUUGGUACCGACUCGGUCGCUUUGGCAAAGGCCAAAUAAGCUUGACCUAUGUCUGGUAUCCCAGAGAGCAGAGCGCAAUAACCUGCAGGUGAAAAGGACAAGUAAAGGGACUGUGCACCUUAUGUGUGCGAGUUAUAACCACGACCAUGAAUACGUGGACGAACUUUGAAGUCAAGUGGGUUUCUGAUACAUGAUUGUUGAAUUAUUUGCCUGAAAGCACAGGAGGUUUACUAUAUAAGAAUGAAGAGCACCAAUCAUCCUCCAUAUUUGACCGGCUCCAGACUCACACAAAUGCUGCCC